Amaranthus tricolor (Joseph's coat) is the source of this 1873-nucleotide messenger RNA. Its product is annotated as probable xyloglucan 6-xylosyltransferase 3. The record is from RefSeq and is a predicted model, not a curated record. NCBI's taxonomy places the organism in Eukaryota, Viridiplantae, Streptophyta, Magnoliopsida, Caryophyllales, Amaranthaceae. Gene Ontology annotation, biological process: xyloglucan biosynthetic process. The transcript has a single exon. Bases 221 to 1552 code for a protein of 443 amino acids. Gene Ontology annotation, molecular function: hexosyltransferase activity. Gene Ontology annotation, cellular component: endosome; trans-Golgi network; membrane.
UCUUGCCUCCUCGUUUCCUCCCUCUUUCCCUCUCCCAUCAUUUCAAACACCCUACCACCUUCAUUUCUUCCUUCACUCCUCUAAAUCUUUAUUCAUUCACUAAAUAUUCCAUUCCCACUAACCCAAAUGUUCCAUUAACUUCAAUCUUCAAUUUACCAUUACUAGUUUACUACCUUCUCAUCUCAUUUUCUUCUCCCUCUUCAAAUCCCUCAAUUCAAUCAUGGGUUUCACGGCCCAAAAGAGGCCCACCGCAGUCUCCACCAACGGCACUCUUCCAACCACAACCUCUUCCUCCACUUCAAGCCGUCUUCGUGGGCCCCACGGCCGCCAAAUCGCUAAAACAAUGAACAACAUUAAGAUUACCAUUCUAUGUGGCUUUGUAACCAUUUUGGUUCUUCGAGGCACCAUAGGGUUGAAUCUUGGAAAUACCCAAUUUGAUGCGGAGAAGCAGCAUCUAGAAGAAGAAGCUAGACGGGUGAUCGCUGAGAUUCGAUCCGAUGGCGCUGAACCAGAUGAUGAACCUGUUUUUAAUCCCAAUACCACAUUCACUUUUGGGCCAAAGAUUGUGAAUUGGGAUCAACAAAGGAAAGUAUGGCUUGAAUUGAAUAAAGGCUACCCGAAUUAUGUAAAUGGGAAACCUCGGAUGCUGUUGGUAAGUGGGUCUCCUCCUAAUCCUUGUGAUAACCCAAUUGGGGAUCAUUAUUUGCUCAAGAGUAUCAAGAAUAAAAUUGAUUAUUGUAGGCUUCAUGGGAUUGAAAUUGUGUAUAAUAUGGCUCAUUUAGAUAAGGACCUUUCUGGGUAUUGGUCUAAAUUGCCUUUGAUUCGUCGCCUGAUGUUGUCUCACCCUGAAAUUGAGUGGAUUUGGUGGAUGGAUAGUGAUGCUUUGUUUACUGAUAUGGUUUUUGAGAUUCCUGUUAAAAAGUAUGAGAAUUUUAAUUUGGUUAUUCAUGGAUACCCUGAUUUGUUGUAUGAGAAAAAGUCUUGGAUUGCUUUGAAUACUGGAAGUGUUUUGUUUAGGAAUUGUCAAUGGACUUUGGACUUGUUUGAUACUUGGGCUCCUAUGGGUCCUAAAGGUCCUACUAGGGAUGAAGCAGGUCGGAUAGUGACCGAGUUUCUGAGUGGAAGACCUGCAUUUGAAGCUGAUGAUCAGUCUGCUUUGAUUUACCUGUUGAUCUCUCAAAAGGAUGUUUGGAUGGACAAAGUGUUUGUAGAGAACUCAUAUUAUCUGCACGGGUUUUGGACCGGAUUGGUGGAUAGGUACGAAGAGAUGUUGGAGAAGUACCACCCGGGUUUGGGUGAUGAAAGGUGGCCAUUUGUGACCCAUUUUGUGGGUUGUAAGCCUUGUGGGAGUUACGCAGACUAUCCUGCUGAGAGGUGUUUGAAGAGUAUGGAGAGAGCUUUCAAUUUUGCUGAUAAUCAGGUGUUGAAGUUGUAUGGUUUUAGACAUAGGGGUUUGUUGAGUCCGAAUAUAAAGAGGAUGAGGAACGAGUCUACUACGCCGCUGGUGUAUGUAGAUCAGUAUGAUGCCCGCCAUGGCGGAUCAAAGUCAUGAUAUACUAGAUUUGUUCAAGGGUAGUGUAAGUUAUCCUUAUUGGGUUCGGCUGAUUGUAACAUGAUUAGAGUGAUCAUGCGCGAGUUUCUUCUUUUCUGUUUUGUGUGUUAAACUCACCAAAUUGUGCAGGAUUCAAAGAAGCCCCUGACAGAGAAGAAAAGAGGAGGAAAUUUUUAUGCAUACAGUUCAAAUUAUGUUCUCCAUCUUGGAUGUGGAAUGGAAUAUACAUGGUUUUGACGAGAAACAAAAAUGUGUUGAGUUUCUCGUUCUUUAUACAGAUUGUAUUCAUACAUUAAUGAAGUAAACUGUCAAUUUGUCACA